Molecule: messenger RNA, 402 nt
Organism: Lasiosphaeria miniovina
Lineage: Eukaryota; Fungi; Ascomycota; Sordariomycetes; Sordariales; Lasiosphaeriaceae
Product: heterokaryon incompatibility
Exons: 1
Source: RefSeq, a predicted model, not a curated record
CUCCCCACCAAGCUUCCGCUUGUGAUUAGGGAUGCUGUGACGGUUGCUAAACGACUCGAGAUAUUAUACUUGUGGGUCGACCGUUAUUGUAUCGACCAAACCAAUGAGACAGAACUAGCUGCCCAAAUAAAGCUGAUCAAUCUUAUCUACGGUUGCACGUUGGUUACAAUAUUUGCCGCAGCAGGCGAAGGCCCCGAACACGGUCUCCCAGGCAUCACGAAAGGGAGAGACGAGUACCGACAACCAUGCGCAAAGAUAGGGGACCAGCUCUUCUCAUGGACCAUGCCAAGUGCCCCAGAGCUCGUCGCAAAAUCGAAGUGGAACACCAGAGGUUGGACGUACCAAGAAAUAGUGUUUUCAAAAUCGCAGUUAAUCUUAACGGACGAUCAGGCAUUCUUAGAG